Messenger RNA from Cylicostephanus goldi, 545 nucleotides. The record is from the annotation of a GenBank genome assembly. NCBI's taxonomy places the organism in Eukaryota, Metazoa, Nematoda, Chromadorea, Rhabditida, Strongylidae.
AUGGAUGAAAAUCGCAGUUCUCCCGCGGUCAAAAGCGAACUUCUAACUGGAGAAGAUGCUACAAUCAGCACACACCCACUUCUGAGUUUCGAUUAUGAACGUGAAAUUCAAAUUUUGGAAAGAGACAUACGACAGCAAAAAGAGUCGAGUGUAAAUGCUAAAACAGCAAUUACAUUUGAGCAGUUGAGAAAAAUCCAUAAUUUGGGAAAACUGCUUGGACCACAAAAGGAGAUCUUCUUUGACAGGAUAUGCAGAGCUGCAGACAUUCAGAGAGCCUCGUUGAAGAAUAGGCUGAAACAAAACAAAGAGAAGUUCGAACCACCUACAUUGACCUCUUAUCGAACCUAUCAAGACUCCAAUACACCUACCGAAGGAACUCCAUGUUUGAUCACACCACAAUGGCAACAGUUUGCUCAGUUCAAUUGCAGCAGUGAAGAACUUGACAAGAAAUUUGUAAGCAUACAUACUGAGAGAUACACAAAACAUGACUAUUUUCAACAACGGAAAUUACUGCACCUCAAGCUCUGUGUGCAAAUGUUUUAGGC